This is a messenger RNA of Trichosporon asahii var. asahii CBS 2479, 2874 nucleotides long. RefSeq lists its product as uncharacterized. NCBI's taxonomy places the organism in Eukaryota, Fungi, Basidiomycota, Tremellomycetes, Trichosporonales, Trichosporonaceae. Gene Ontology annotation, biological process: siRNA processing. Gene Ontology annotation, molecular function: RNA-directed RNA polymerase activity. The record is from RefSeq and is a predicted model, not a curated record. The transcript is spliced from 13 exons. Gene Ontology annotation, cellular component: nuclear RNA-directed RNA polymerase complex. The coding region runs from base 1 to 2874 and encodes 957 amino acids.
AUGGGGUCAACGAGGAUACGUGAUGGAGCGCUGAAGUUUAUGCGGGUGAGUCGUCGAGUUGUGGUGGGGUCUGACCGACUCUGCUACCUGCGGGGCCGUUCGGGCUGUUUUGCCUUCUUUUCCUCCACUGAUGCCCAGGGCUUUGGCUCCCCCUCGGACAAGGAGCACUCGCGCCUCCUCUUCAACUUCAGCCGCAGAUGGAUCUACGUCUGCGCUGUUCCGCUCAUGUUCUCGACCACGCCGCCCGUCUUCAUCCCGCUCGAGUGUGAGAUUCCGUUCGAGGACAUCGCUACCGGCGGUGUGCACGUUGUUCGCAUGGCUCCGGGGAAGGAAGGUGGAACGCGAGUCACAAUGACCAUUACAACGAGGCGGCCUGCCCGAUUCUACUGCAAGAUCAAGAACAAAGCGAUCAUGAGGCGGGCGACUGAACGCGACUUCGUGUUCUCAUUGGGGCCGAAGGAAUCGACACCCCUGAACAAAGGAUAUAUCAUCCGAGAGGGCCAUGCCGGGCCCAUCGAGGCUGUGUCGGACGAACCGUUCUACGUGCCAGCUAGUGCCUGGUUGACAUGGCAGUUCGACCUUGUGCUGUCGAGGAUGGAUCUGCAAACGUUGCGGGACGUCGUUCUGCGUUUGGGCGUUGAGGGGAAGGAGGAAGGUCGAGAUAUGCUCGCAGCUCACGCCGGCGAUCGGCGCGUGCGCGUUCCCGUCGCGGAGAACGCAGGCUACGCGGACUUGUCACGCCUGGCGGGCUAUGGGUUCAAUCUGCGCUAUCUACUGGAAGGUCUCAUCACCCAUGGAGUCGUUAUACCUUCUGAGAUCGCGGAGCUCGGGGAGUGUCUGGAUAGGCACUGCGAGGGUGACGACGAGAAGGCGGCUCGCGUGCUGCGCAGCCUCUACAACGAGGAGCGUGUGCGGAACAUUGAUGCAGUCGUUAUGGAAGUUGAGACAUCUACGGACGCAAUCAGGAACCACCUGUCGUUCUCAGACCGCUUUCUGCGAGUCGAGUUUAUCGACGAGGAGGACGGGUUUCAAGUUAAUCCCACGGUGCUGGAGGCUGAUCAGAUGGAGCCUGCGGAAGGCACGGUCGCUCGGGUCCGCCGGGCCAUGAUGAACGGGCUCAACAUUGCUGGGAGACACUAUGUCUUCCUCGCAUACGGGGCGACCUCAGCUAGGCAACAGAGCUGCUGGUUCCUCGCUGAAGAUCCCGCCAAAAACCUGACGGUCGAAUCUGUCAAGCGAAACUUAGGACUGGACUUGCUGCGCGACACAACUGUCGCCCGUUUCGUUUCCAAGAUGGCGAUCAUUCUUCCCGACAUUCUCCACGCGGAUCAGCAGGAGAAGGGAUAUUGCGAGUCUGACGCAGGUCGAACGGAGAUCUCGGCCGUUGAGGACAAGGAGUCCAUGGAGAACGUCAGUGAAGAAGUCUACUUCCGGCAGUCCCAGGUCAAGUACAGGACAGGAUCCAAGACCAUGGCGUAUGGUUUGAACAUCGUUGAGUUCAAGCGCGCGCACCUUAGUCGCCAGGCUGUCGUCAUCAUGAACCACCUGGGAGUGCCUGACGCGGUCUUCGAAAGUCUCUUCAUUUUGGCCAUGCGCGAGGCUAGAGGCCUUUUGAAGCGUUCGGCGACGGCCGGGCUGCUGAAAGAGGGUCUCAGUCUCGUGUCUCAGCAUACCCACUUCCCCGUCAGUGAACUGUACUCUUUCGGCUUCAAGACGGACCCCAUGCUAUUGGACAUCUGUCGCGCUACUGCUGUUCGCCUCCUCUCCGACUACAGACACAACGCACGAUUGCAAGUCGAUCAGAGCGUCAAGCUGAUGGGUAUCGCGGACGAGCUCAACGUGCUCAGCGAACACGAGGUUUUCUGCCAGUACGAUGAUCCCGACAGUAGCGAUGGUCCGAAUGUCGUUCUCGGCGCGUGUGCGAUCAUGCGCGACCCUGUACUCCAUCCCGGCGACAUCCAACUCGUCCACGCUGUCGAUCGCCCCGAGCUCCACCACCUCAGAAACGUCAUUGUCUUCUCGGUCCAGGGCCAGCCGCUAUCCCGAGGUAAUCUCGCUGGUGACCAGUACUCCCUGAUCUGGGAUCCCGUCCUCAUACCGCCUGAGCAAGUCGAACCAUCUUCGUACACCCCACCUGAGCCGGCCACGGUUUCAAAGGUCACCGACAAACAUUUCCCGGAUGUAGGUUCAGAACGGGCCGAGUUGACGCAGAAGCUGAUGGCAAUUGUCGAGCAACUGUGCGACGCUCACCUCGCCAUCGCCGAUCGAUUCGGACCGCAAUCUGAGAACUGCAAGAUGCUCGCCGACGAGAUUAAGAAUGAGCCACCCUUCGUCCCGACAGACAUUCGCGUCGACCCCGAGAAGCAAAUUGAUCCUCGACUGGCGAAGUAUAAGCUGCCCGCGUCGUACCUGUUGCAUGCUUAUAAGCUCAAGCACGGUGUGAAGCAACUCAUGAAGCGCCACCGCUUGACUGAGACUGAGGUUGCCUCAGGCAUCGUUAUGCGAAACCCUCACCGGCGCAUGAGCACCGAGGAAGACACAGAAGCCUCUGUCAAGCGCACGUACGCCCGCCUCGCGCAGGAGGUGCACUCGGCAGCGACAAAGUUUUGGCUGAAGAAGAAGGACGCCAACAAAUCAGCGCUCGAGACCGAGCAGAUCUACGCCCUCGCUGCGUACCAGGUUACGUACAUGAGCGCGGUACAGCAGGAAGUGGAGGAGAAACUCGGCAUCAAGGACGUACUCGACACGCUCUAUAACGAGAGCGUCAUGCUUAGCGGCACUCCUGUGGAAGAGAACGUCCCGCUCAGAGCGCAAGACUCCGGUCCGCAGAUCACCCCCGCCCUCCCUAACGUCGCCCACCCUCAAGCCAAGUAG